Molecule: messenger RNA, 1863 nt
Organism: Leptonychotes weddellii (Weddell seal)
Lineage: Eukaryota; Metazoa; Chordata; Mammalia; Carnivora; Phocidae
Source: RefSeq, a predicted model, not a curated record
GGCGCCGUCUGGCCCCCGUGAGUCCCGCACCGGACGCCACCAGGGGAGGCCUCCCCUGCCAGCCCCAUGUGCCAAGGCCCGGUCUGUGUGUGUGCCCCCCUGGGGAUGCGGCCCUGCAGCUCAUCAGUGAUGGCAGUGUGGUCUGUGCUGAAGCACUCUGGGACCAUGUCACCAUGGAUGACCAGGAACUGGGCUUCAAAGCUGGGGAUGUCAUCGAAGUAAUGGAUGCCACCAACAGAGAGUGGUGGUGGGGUCGUGUUGCUGACGGCGAGGGCUGGUUUCCAGCCAGCUUUGUGCGGCUGCGGGUGAACCAGGACGAGCCCGCCUACGAGGAUGCCUUGCGGGCCGGGGACGGCGGGGCCGCGGAUGGAGGGGCCGAGGCGCAGAGCAGCAAGGACCAGAUGCGGACCAACGUCAUCAACGAGAUCCUCAGCACCGAGCGGGACUACAUCAAGCACUUGCGCGACAUCUGCGAGGGCUACAUCAGGCAGUGUCGCAAGCGCGCCGACAUGUUCAGCGAGGAGCAGCUGCGCACCAUCUUCGGGAACAUCGAGGACAUCUACCGGUGCCAGAAGGCGUUUGUGAAGGCGCUGGAGCAGAGGUUCAAUAGGGAGCGCCCCCACCUGAGCGAGCUGGGCGCCUGCUUCCUGGAGCACGUGAGCACGCCCCGCCCCGGACACCCCGCUGCCCAGGACCCACGCACCCUGUCUCCCCACUACGCGGGCCCCCUGCCCUGCCCAUCCCUGCUGGGGGUCCGCGCCCGGCUACACACAAACCCCCUGGCCCCAGCACAAAGCCUCCCUUCGCCCUUGCCUCCCGUGCCUGCCUCCCCUCAGAAGUCGACCCUGUAGGCUAAAGCCCAGGCAACCUGCUGCUCUUUGCCCAGAAGCAUCCAGGCCCCACACCCCUACUGCCCACCUUGCCCUCACGCUCCCACACGGUUUUAGCAGUGUCUCUUCUUGUUUGGGAGGCCGACCAAGCCAGAGAGGGCUCCUAGGAGCAGGGGUGCCUGGGCAUCUGCCUGAAAAGCUUUGCUUGGGCUAGAGUAAGUAGAAGACAGAGCUGGGCUGGGCUACCUGUUGAGCAUCCUCAGAGCUGUUCCUAACAGGUUCUUGGCUUCCUCACACACUGAGAAAACUGGAAUCUGUGGAAUGUACAGUGCUUAACUUCCACGCUAAAUGCCAGUUGGAAUUUAGCCAAGGUUCAUUGGCCUGGUCUAGGCUAGAUGGACUCCUGGCCUUGCUUGGUAAGGAAGGCACUUGUUACUAUCCCUCUCCUGUGGCAGUCACGUGCGGUUGAGCCGAGGAUGCCAAGGCCGGCCCAUGAAGGACAAUGUGGGUUCCUUCUUGGUGUUGGAAGGGCCCUGGCACCUCACUCCAGUGGCAGGAGGAGAACUGGAAAGGGAGACCUUAGACUUCCCGAGCAGGAACUGGGGGCGGGUCAGAGCACCUGUGUGAGCAUGGGAUUUGCAGCCAGUUAUUCAGCAGGCAGAGCUGUGAUGGGGGCGGGGGGUGGGGCAGGCACUUUAUCGAUAUUACCUAGUGUGACCAUCCCAGCAACCCGCCAGCCAGCCAACUGCUGUUACCCUCCUUUCCCACCUAAGUCCGUGAAGUCCUAGUCACUCUAGGGCACACCCAGUCUUUCUCUGGCUCUAGGUAGAUGGAACUUAAAAAAAAAAAGGCACUCUGAGUCUCCUGUACGAUACACACACAAUGUGGAUAUAUCUGUCACAUUGUGUUUGUUGAACAAAGUGGCAGUGGCUGUCUUUCAGAUAUGAAAGAGCUUUGUGAAGGAUAAGCAAGACACUGGGCCGAGGAGGAGAACAAUCCAGGGGACAUAGCCAUAGACCCUGGCAUCCAUUUA